Molecule: messenger RNA, 1431 nt
Organism: Miscanthus lutarioriparius
Lineage: Eukaryota; Viridiplantae; Streptophyta; Magnoliopsida; Poales; Poaceae
Source: the annotation of a GenBank genome assembly
AUGCCUGAGCGAAAUGAGGUGUCGUGGACUGCAAUGCUAUUUGGGUAUAUACAGGCUGGCCGCAUAGAGGAUGCUGAGGAGCUGUUUAAUGCAAUGCCAGAUCACCCAUUGGCCGCCUGCAAUGCGAUGAUAGUUGGGUUUGGGCAGCGGGGGAUGGUGGAUGCUGCCAAGGCAGUCUUCAACAGGAUGUGUGAGAGAGAUGAUGGAACAUGGAGUGCAAUCAUCAAAGCAUAUGAACAGAAUGAAUUCUUGAUGGAGGCACUGUCUACCUUCCGUGAGAUGUUGCACAUUGGAAUCCGUCCAAACUACCCAUCAGUCAUCAGCGUCCUCACGGUAUGUGCAGCACUGGCUGUUCUUGAUUAUGGGAGAGAGGUGCAUGGUGCAAUGCUGAGGUGCUCCUUUGAUAUGGACAUCUUUGCCGUGUCAGCAUUAAUCACAAUGUAUAUCAAAUGCGGGAAUUUGGAUAAGGCCAAAAGGGUCUUUGACAUGUUUGAGCCCAAAGAUGUUGUGAUGUGGAACUCCAUGAUCACUGGUUAUGCCCAACAUGGGUCGGGAGAGGAAGCACUCCGCAUAUUUGAUGACAUGAGGUUGGCUGGGAUGGUGCCUGAUGGAAUUACAUAUAUAGGGGCCCUUACAGUAUGUAGCUACACAGGAAAAGUUAAAGAAGGCAGGGAUAUUUUUAAUUCUAUGGGUACAAAUUCUGGCAUCAAACCUGGAUUGGAGCAUUAUGCUUGUAUGGUUGAUUUGCUUGGUCGAGCUGGACUUGUGGAGGAAGCACUGGAUUGGAUAAAGACCAUGCCAGUUAAACCAGAUGCUGUCAUCUGGGGAGCUUUGAUGGGAGCCUGUAGGAUGCACAAGAAUGCUGAGAUUGCUGAGAUUUCUGCUAAGAAGCUUUUAGAGCUAGAGCCUGGAAAUGCUGGACCAUAUGUCUUGCUGUCUCACAUUUAUACAUCCUCUGGAAGAUGGGAAGAUGCUUCUAAGAUGCGGAAAUUCAUUAGCUCAAGGCAUUUGAACAAAUCACCAGGCUGUAGUUGGAUAGAAUACGACAAGAGGGUGCAUCUCUUCACAUCGGGUGAUGUAUUAGCACAUCCAGAGCAUGUUAUUAUCCUUAAAAUGCUGGAGAAGUUAGAUGGGUUGUUGAUGGAAUCUGGAUACUCAGCUGAUGGAAGUUUUGUGCUUCAUGAUAUAGAUGAUGAGCAAAAAACUCAUAGCCUACGGUAUCACAGUGAGAGGCAGGCUGUGGCAUAUGGACUAUUGAAAAUCCCAGAAGAAUUGCCUAUUCGUGUCAUGAAAAAUCUCAGAGUCUGUGGUGAUUGCCACUCUGCAAUAAAGUUGAUCGCUAAGAUAACAUCUCGGGAAAUCAUACUGAGAGAUGCAAAUCGGUUCCAUCGUUUCAAAGAUGGGUUUUGCUCAUGCAGGGACUAUUGGUGA